GAGGCUGAGAGGGGAGGGACUGUGACUGAUAGUGAAACUUAAGAGAGCAUUAUAACCCAUGCAGAAUGGACAGACAGGACACCAGUUGUAUGGACCAGCGCUGAAGCCAUACACUGAUACCCACUGGAAGAAAGAGCAGAGCUGGACCAGAGGCACCUCCACCUGAAAACAACACGCUUCUUCUCCCCAAGUGAGCGAUGGCUGCUAGUGGAAACGUCAGGGUCCUCGUCUGGACCAUCUUUCUCCUCUCCCUCUGCUAUGCUGUGCAGGGACAGGACCAAGCUCUGGACUGCUGUCUGAAGGCCAGUGACAAAAGGAUCCCUUUAAAGAUUCUGGUCAGUUACCGGGUCCAGGACAAACACCAGGGCUGCAGGAUUGAUGCCGUUGUCUUCACCACUGAGAAAGGACGUCAGCUUUGCGCUAGUUCUAAUGCCCAGUGGGUGAAAAAGAGGAAGGACCAGUUGGAUGCCAAGCUGAGGAAGAGAAACAUGGAUGAACAGUGGAGGAACUAGGAGAACAUCGACUCCACCCCCAUCUCCACCUCCUUUCGCACUAUUUGUGGCAGCUAGGAGGACUAGCCGAACUGAGGAACUGAAGAAAAUAUAUAUAUUUUUUCAUUUAACUUUUUAAAAAAAAGUGUUUCAGGAAUGAUAGAAUAAAGAUGGUCUCUAGAGAUUAAAGAUGUAUUUUGAGCCUCUUGAUGACAUGGAUAGAGAGUUCUCAGGCACUUCGAGUGACACAAUCAAAAGACAGGUUAUAGCUAAUGAUUUAACUUUUUUGUCCUUUACUAAGCUCGGUGAAAAAUAAAAACAAUCAAUCAAAUGCUAAAA
Messenger RNA from Clupea harengus (Atlantic herring), 830 nucleotides. RefSeq names its product C-C motif chemokine 19-like. Gene Ontology annotation, biological process: immune response. Lineage: Eukaryota; Metazoa; Chordata; Actinopteri; Clupeiformes; Clupeidae. The record is from RefSeq and is a predicted model, not a curated record. Gene Ontology annotation, cellular component: extracellular region. Gene Ontology annotation, molecular function: chemokine activity.